AUGUUCAACAUACUUAAUACACAACGGGUGAGAAAUUUGAAAUCAACUUCGAAACUCCAGUGCAUCUUUGUCCUCUGUGGUCGAGCAAAUCCUAAAAGCGGGCUGAUAGCAGCAAUGCCGCAUGCAGUGAUGGGCAUCGUUGUACUUGUCGGUGGCCAAAUCGCCGAUUACUUACGCUCUCAUAAAAUCCUCAGCACAACGGCUGUCCGAAAGCUCUUCAACUGCGGCGGUAAGCGAAUAAUAAAAAUGCUGUCCUAA
This is a messenger RNA of Gongylonema pulchrum, 258 nucleotides long. The record is from the annotation of a GenBank genome assembly. NCBI's taxonomy places the organism in Eukaryota, Metazoa, Nematoda, Chromadorea, Rhabditida, Gongylonematidae.